Spirometra erinaceieuropaei is the source of this 318-nucleotide messenger RNA. NCBI's taxonomy places the organism in Eukaryota, Metazoa, Platyhelminthes, Cestoda, Diphyllobothriidea, Diphyllobothriidae. The record is from the annotation of a GenBank genome assembly.
AUGCAGGCCCCGGCACGUCUCUCCACAACCACUAUCCACGAUCUGCCUUUCGCUGACGACCGCGCACUCAACAGCAAGACCGAAGAAGACUUGCAACGGAGCAUGGAUCUCUUCUCCGCCGGUUGCGCCCACUUCGAACUGAACAUUAGUAGGGGCAAGGCGGUGCUCAUGCGUCAUCAGUCAUCGACCACUAAAUACAAUGUCCCUCGCAUCCGCGUCAACGGCACAGAACUGAAGAUCGUUGAUACUUUCAACCACCUAGCCAGUACAAUGUCUUGCUGCAUCAGAGUCGGCGACGAAAAGAUUCUUCUAUUGUGA